Cylindrotheca closterium is the source of this 834-nucleotide messenger RNA. The record is from the annotation of a GenBank genome assembly. NCBI's taxonomy places the organism in Eukaryota, Bacillariophyta, Bacillariophyceae, Bacillariales, Bacillariaceae.
AUGAACGAUGGUACUACUUCGAAAGUUGAGCCGCUUAAAAAGGGCAGGUUCUUCGAUAUGAAGCAUUCCAAUAACGCGGCUCGUAUCCGGUUGUGGAUUCGAUUGAAGAAUCUGGAGGAAUCCAUCGAUAACAUCAUGUUGACUCACGCUGAUAUUGAGGCUCCAGGCUACAAAGAUAUCAACCCGCUUGGCAAGGUUCCUGCUUUCAUUACCGAUACAGGGAUCCAUCUUUUUGAAGGGUCCGUAAUCCUUCAAUAUCUGGAGGACAAAUUUGAGGGCUGUACACCAAAACUUGUUCUCGACACUCCAGAAGACAAAGCCAUAUGCAACUUGAUUGUUCGAUGCCACGACCUUUACAUUGCUUCUCCGAAUUGCACACAGCCUAACUUUUCCCACAUCCAAGGAUGUAUGUAUCUUGGCUCAAAGCCAAGUGCUUUCACUCCAGCAAGUCGAACCAUGACAACUGAUGUUCGAGCAGCAAAGUUGGCCGAGUUGUAUCAGCAGCUCAUAUGGUUGGAGGGCAUUGCACAACAACCUUUUUUGGUCGGAGAAAGAAUCACUCAUGCAGACAUCAAUUGGUUUCCAACAGCUGUCUUCAUGGAACUGUUACUACCACGGGUUUUCGACUGGACACCUGUAUUUCAUGAGACGGAAAUAAACAAAGACUUCAAAAGGCUUGGGCGGUGGUUCCAGCGCUGCAUGAAGGAAGAGCACUUUGCAAAGACAAGGGAAGAAAUUCGAGGAACGCUAAUAAUGCAUGGAGAGAAUGGACGGUUUGAUGAUGUGAAGGAGGAGGCUGCUGCAAACCCACAAUACAAAUGGAAAUAUACAUGA